AUGCAGCCGCUGGCUCUGUCGUCCACUUUGCGGCGUCUGGGGGAGGAGGUGUCCAGGGUUCCGACCCAGCAGCAGGACCCCAGCGGCCCUCUGAAGACCAGGGGCCCUCCUCUACCUCCCUCUCUAUACAGGAGCCUCUGUCCCCACACACGUCUCCUCUCCUCCCUCAUCAUCCUCAGGACCAUCACCCAGGCUGACAUCUUAGCCCAGGUGUUGGACUCCCUCCACAGUGACCUGGUGUGUGUGGAUGUCCGGGGGCUGUUUCUUCAGUACGGGGGAGUGUCUGUCCUCCUAGCCCUGCUCCGAGGAGGGAAGGGGGGGCUGCAGACCCCCGUAGACAUCCUAAUGCAGCUCAGCACAGAGUCACGGUAUCUGUCUGAGUUCCUGUCUGCUUGCAGUACUGAAGAGUUCUUCCGUACUGCAGCUCUCCUUGUGAAGAACCCCAGACUAGAACUUCCUCUUCUGGAGAAACUCUCCAUCAUCCUACAGAAACUCUCCAAGAUCAGGAAGAACAGGCGGCUGUUUGAGCUCUGCUCUCUUCAUCUGCUGCUGCAGGAGAUGCACAGAACAACUGACCCUACACUCACCUUUUUGUCAUUGAACCUUAGCUCUAUACUACUCAAUCUGAAAUAACACACACGUAUAACCUUAUUGUGGUGGUGACUUUUUUCUUUUUCUUUAGUUUUGUAAUAUGUUUUUAUAUGAUCUUAACCUAUAUGUUGUACAUUGUUUUGAACAUGUUUACCAUCUGCUAUGAAAUGAGCAUCAUGUUGGGAGAGGCUAUAAUGUUUGUCUCAUGCAUUCUGAGGUAAAGAUGAUUUCACUAGGAAGCUUUUAAAAGCAAUAAACUAAGAAAUUAUGGGAAACAGUGUUUGAUUUCUCUGUCAUAUAGUUAUGAAAUACAUUAGUUUAUGUCACAUAUGUUUUCUAUAAACUAGUUUGUUUGUUAUGGACUAAAGCUGGAAGUGUUUAACGAGGCCAGAAUGGUUC
Salvelinus namaycush (lake trout) is the source of this 990-nucleotide messenger RNA. RefSeq names its product coiled-coil domain-containing protein 138-like. The transcript is spliced from 5 exons. The coding region runs from base 1 to 633 and encodes 210 amino acids. NCBI's taxonomy places the organism in Eukaryota, Metazoa, Chordata, Actinopteri, Salmoniformes, Salmonidae. The record is from RefSeq and is a predicted model, not a curated record.